Molecule: messenger RNA, 1650 nt
Organism: Neoarthrinium moseri
Lineage: Eukaryota; Fungi; Ascomycota; Sordariomycetes; Amphisphaeriales; Apiosporaceae
Exons: 4
Coding region: 1-1650 (549 amino acids)
Biological process (GO): transmembrane transport
Molecular function (GO): transmembrane transporter activity
Source: RefSeq, a predicted model, not a curated record
AUGCCCUCCCAUCGCGGCGCCAAUGGCACCAGCGAGACCACGCCCUUGCUAGCGUCCGCGCUCGUGGCGCCGGAGCAGGAUCCUGAGGUCGCCGAGACGCUGGUCGGGCGUGAAGACGGCCCCGGUGGUGACGGCUCUGCCGCUGCCGCUGCCGCCGCCGCCGCGGCGUCCGGGGCUGCGGACAAGCCCCUGCCCAAGAUGCAGAUCGUGCUGCUGUGCUACGCGCGGCUGGUGGAGCCGAUUGCCUUCUUCUCCAUCUUCCCGUACAUCCAACAGAUGCUGCAGCGCAACGCGGAUCUGCCGUCGGCGGAUGUGGGGUUCUACACGGGGCUGAUCGAGUCGCUGUUCAGCCUGACCCAGAUGCUGGUCAUGAUUUUUUGGGGGCGGGCAGCUGAUAGGUUGGGCCGGAAACCCGUCCUGGUCUUCAGCCUGUUCGGCGUCACCAUCUGCACGGGCAUCUUCGGCCUGGCCCGGAACCUGUGGCAGAUGAUCGUUUUCCGGUGCCUGGCCGGAGUCUUCGCCGGCACCAUCGUGACGAUCCGCACCCUGAUCUCAGAGCACUCGUCCGCCAAGACCCAGGCCCGCGCCUUCUCGUGGUUCGGCUUCUCCGGCAACCUGGGCCUCCUCUUCGGCACGCUCAUCGGCGGCGCCCUAGCGGACCCGGCCAAGCUGUACCCCAGAGUCUUCGGCGGCAGCGCCUUCUUCAGGGAGUAUCCCUACGCUCUGCCCAAUUUCGUCGUGGGCGGCAUCGCCCUGACCGCCGUACUGACGAGCGCGCUAUUCAUCGAGGAGACGCUGCCCCGGAGGCCCAGGGGCGGCGGCGACGAUCGGCAGGCCGAGAACGGGCAUGUACCCGACGCAAACGGGUCCAAGCCGGCGCGCGGCGGGACGUGGGAGCUGCUGCGGGCGCCGGGGGUGGCCAUGGCGCUGUACGUGUACGGGCACGUGAUGACUCUGGCGUUCGCGUACACGGCCGUGGUGCCCGUGUUCUGGUUCACGCCGGUGGCGCUGGGCGGGUUCGGGUUCGAGCCGUACCAGAUCUCGGCCUUCAUGGCGCUGACGGGCUUCAGCCAGGCCUUCUGGCUGCUGGUCAUCUUCCCGCCGCUGCAGCACCGCCUCGGCACCAACGGCGUCAUGCGCGCCUGCGGCCUCGCCUACCCCUUCGCCAUGGGCUUCAACCCCGUGCUCAACGCCAUCCUCCGGUCCGGCCUGUCGGACACGGUGUUUUGGGUGGUGGGCCCCAUUUUCCUGCUCAUCGCCCCGGGUGUCAGUAUGGCCUUCACCGCCGCCCAGCUCUGUAUCAACGAUGUGUCGCCGUCUCCGGAGACGCUGGGCACACUAAAUGCCCUCGCUCUGACUUUGGCAAGUGCGCUGCGCAGCUUCUCGCCCGCUUUGUUUACGAGCAUCUUUGCCAUUGGCGCGGGCACUCAGCUCCUCUGGGGCUACCUUGCCUGGCUGGUCAUUGUGCUGCUGGCCGUUGGGUUCACCGUCGCGGUACGUUACCUGCCUGCGGCGAGUGAGAAGGACUACCCCGAAGAUGGUACACGGGAGGCUGUGCGACAAGCAGAAGCGGCAGCCGCGGCGGCCUACCCGGAGGCGAACGGCGGCAAUGAUGCCAAUGACCGAGGCCAGUCGGCUGGGAGCAAUUGA